CUUGAAUGGGAGGAGUCUCUCUUACUUGUGUUUUAAUUGGCUGUCAGCUAAAGCGCAGAGAAGUGUGAGGAUCAGUAAUAAUAUUCAGCAUGUUUUGCACAAGAAAUGUCAGCCAGAAAGGGCUAUCCUCAUCCUCCGUCAAAUUAUACCCCAACGAUGUCAUGCUCUGACAACCAAAGUGGAAAUUCGUUUUUAGUGGACUCCUUAAUCCACGGAAGAACCGAGAGCGGUGCCUCCUAUUACCAAAGUAACAGCCUGUAUUUGCCACCAGGCUCGGAGUACUCCUAUGGACUACCCAACGGCACUUUUUUCUCGGGGCUCAGUAAACGCAACGAGAGCAAUUCUCAAACUACGGUACCCUCAUCUGGCCCAUAUUCCCAUAUUCAAGGGAUGGAAACAUGGCUAGAGACCUCGAGAUCUUGUCGAGUAGAUCAGCCGAGCAACCAGCAGCAAAUUGCUCAUUGUUCAUUCUCUCCGAGCAUCAAAGAGGAGAAUGCGUACUGCCUGUAUGAAUCGGAGAAGUGUCCAAAAAGGUCAACAACGAGGGACGACAUUUCAUGCCAGGUUACAAACAGCACCGUGCCUGUUCCCGGUUACUUCCGCCUGUCUCAGACAUGUACCUCUUCAAAGCUUUAUCAAGACGUUCAGCCGAACCCACAGCCGACUCACUUCGCUCUCCAACGUCCGGCCCGUUUCGACACCUCACCACCAUCGGCUACCCGGGUGGUGGAUACAGACAGGAGGGAGAGUGAAGCACCGCCUGACCCACCACCAUGUGCUCCAGCCCCGUCAAGAGAUGAGGACACCCGGACAUCGUCUGCGGAUGGUGUGUCCUCCCCCGAACCCACCGAGAGCUGUGCAGAAAGUCCAGACAAACCCGUUAAAGGAGAUGGAAAAUCUGAAACCAAGGCUAACUGGCUGACAGCGAAGAGUGGCCGGAAAAAGCGUUGUCCCUACACCAAGCACCAGACUCUUGAGCUCGAGAAAGAAUUUCUCUUCAAUAUGUACUUGACUCGUGAGCGUCGCCUGGAGAUCAGCCGCAGCGUCCACCUGACAGACAGGCAAGUCAAAAUCUGGUUCCAAAACCGAAGAAUGAAACUGAAAAAAAUGAGUCGUGAAAACAGGAGCUAUCGGGAGCUAUCGAACAACUUCAGUUUUUCGUGAGCCAUUCGUGCCGUAUUUGGCGCCCUCCUUCAUCAAUGGCAAGGGCGCCUUCCUUCGAGAAACCCUUGUUGUGUGAAUAUGACCGUGUAGGAUUGGCCUACUAUAGCUAACUUAUUGAUAUGUCGUUUUUUUGACGUUGUACCUGUAUACGUCUCUGUUUUGUUUGUCGUGGUUAUGUAUUUAUACUGUCAUAAGAUAUGGUUGCUCCGUUUAUGUAUAGAGCAACAGUUAAUUUAGAUAUGGAACGACUUAAGUGUUUCAGAGCUGCACAAUAUCGGCAUUCGUUGUACAUAACAUAAUACAUGGAUAUAGCCACCUUGAGUGACGCAUUGACAUCUGUGCAUGCUGGAAUAGCUCUUGGGGAAAUGUUGUAACCUGUAGCAAUAUAGGCCUACGUUACGUCAUGGCUAAAGAGCCUUGAGGGGUUUGAUAUUUAAUAUCUGCACAUUUUGCUGGUAUGAUAGCCAUAUAUACUAAAAGCAUCACACAAUAACUAUUUUGUUAAGGGUUUUAUUUAUACACACGAAAUGUAUCUGAGACUUGUAAAUAUUGUUUACAGUUUGCCUUCUCAUAUUUGUCUUCAUGAUUUUAUUGUUCUCGCCGACCGUUUUAAUAAUAUUGCCCAUAUUCUCAUUGCUUUGUCUAUGAGAGACUAUACUGUGAAAUUCAUUGAUAUGUGUGUGUCGGCCUCACUAAGUAAGUCAAUAAAAACAUGGCACGUUUUUACCUUGCAUUAGCAUGCUUUAGUCCACAGAUCAUGUUUCCUGUAUAGAAUGUAAUCUUUCAUACCCAAGAUAGGAAUAGCCGGGGGGCGGGACUGCCCUCUUUAUUCCACGAGCUUCCAUUUUUCAGAUGCGGGUUGGUUUUACAGUAAAAAAGAAAGAAAAAAAAGAACAUCAGUUCCCUCUUUUCUGUGAUACUAAUGCCCUUCAUUUCAAUAUGAAUCAUUGCCUGAGCCAUGACGCAAGCACUGCACUUGCUGUCUAGGACUCCCUGGAAAACAGUGGCAUUUGUUACUGAGUGGACUAUCCUGGCCAAAUAGAUACAAAUGAAAUGGCCAUUGUGAAGUUUUAUGGUCAAAGAGACUCCGUCGGGAUAGCUAUUGUUUACUGCAUGGUGUACUGGAUAGAUGGUGCCAAAAUGACCCGGAAAACAACAUUAUUUUCUCAAGGACAUCACUGGCGGUAGUUUGGUUCAUCAUCAUAUGCUUCCUAUGAAAGGACACAAAGUCUGUCGACAUUUGGAGCGUUGUGAAAUGUGCACGCAAUAAGACACACUAUUUUGGCUGUAUCUUUUCAGGUGUGCAAAUGGUGUGCUAUGCGUAAAAGAAGUGUAAACAUUGAGAAAUGCUAGAAUUUUGACCAGCUAAUUACAAUUACAUAUAGAAUCACAGUGAAUUAUAAGAUCCCUAUGAUUCUGACUGUAUAUGUUCCAGUUGUGCAAACGGAAUGAAUGCGUCCAGAAAAUGCUUGUAGCCUAUAUCUAUUUCUCUAGGAGGAGAGAGGGCUGUUGAGGGGUUUAGGUAGUUUCGUGUUGUUGGGCUGUAUUUUCCCCCACAACACGAAACUGUCUUAAUUGCCUCAGUAAAACUCGGCGCUUCACAGAAACACUCCAAAUUGUCUCUGGCACCAGAGCUGUGCCCUGAAGGAAGUAGGCUACAUUUACUGAGUAGCCUAGUCGUGUGUAGAAUAUUCUAUAACAAUUCGGAUGCAUUUAUUUAUGUACUGUGUCUGCAGAAAUGUAUUGUCUCUCAUGUCGACAUUAGGCUAUUAUAAGUAUGCAAACAGCGCAGCGGAGCCAUGCUGCAGAUUUCGCGCCUACCUGUCACUUCAAAAGCAUCUCUGCAUUUGAACUUUAUGUUUAUUGUGGUAUAACGUGAUAUAAGCAGAAUUCGAUAUAAUUCCAAUGCAAGAACCCCCAAAAUGUAGCCCCUUCCCCGAUUUCAACUGCCCCCUUACCCCCUUAAGUCACUUUAUCCUGGCGCCGGGUCUGAUGCAUAUAACAAAAAGAAAAAACGAACAAAAACAAUCAUGGCUGCAAGGGAAAUUUUGUUCCUCACAUAUUCGCUAUAUCUAUUCAAAACAACAACAAAAGAGGAGCAAUAGAGGGCGGGCUUUAGCCUGUAUGUCUCAGACAGAGAGAGCGCGAGUUGGCUUGAGGUAGAGGAAGGACUGCAAGGCCUCGGUUAUGAUCAUUGCAGUCUGGCCAAUGCCUCGUGCGCUGCUGCCGCGUUCCCAGUGGCACGCAUUCGAAGUGCCGGAUGCGUCUGCUGAGCCACACAAUUGACACAAAGGAUGGAUUUUAUUGGCGAUAUUUAGUCCAGACAGCCAGGUUGUAACCUAAAGAAAAACAACUAAAUAGCCCCCGUAAUAAAAAAUACUGUUAUAGUACCUAUCGUUUUUUCUCUCUCCCCAGUUUGAUGGCUAAAAGCGCCGGGCAGACACUCCUAGUGUUCACUCAUUGGUCCAUAAAUAGUAAGGGGCUGCUAUGGUUUUACACACUAACGCAACGGGAUCUUUCCCCACAAUCUAUUGAAACUUGGAUAUGUUGAUGCUACUAUGUGGACGUAUUGUAUCUUUAUUUCUGGACACUAAUUCGAUGGUAGAAUACACAUAGCUUGUUCCUUGUGUACACAUAUUGUGUAAAUUGUUGUAUAGGCCUGUGUUUUGCAGUCUUAAAUAAAAAUAAUAGUCCUAGUCUU
This is a messenger RNA of Coregonus clupeaformis (lake whitefish), 3865 nucleotides long. It is a transcript of the gene hoxa10b, whose product is annotated as homeobox A10b. Gene Ontology annotation, molecular function: RNA polymerase II cis-regulatory region sequence-specific DNA binding; DNA-binding transcription factor activity, RNA polymerase II-specific. The transcript is spliced from 2 exons. Lineage: Eukaryota; Metazoa; Chordata; Actinopteri; Salmoniformes; Salmonidae. Gene Ontology annotation, biological process: regulation of transcription by RNA polymerase II. The record is from RefSeq and is a predicted model, not a curated record. Gene Ontology annotation, cellular component: nucleus. The coding region runs from base 106 to 1164 and encodes 352 amino acids.